UGCUCGAGACAACGGAAAAUGCGGAUAGACGUUCAGAUCAUGUGGCUAAUCAUUGUGUUGUCCUCGCUCCUGGCACCCGCAGCUGGCAACCAGUACCGAACCCGGCGGAAGCAAAUGUAUCCCCAGGAUUCAGGACUGAUGGAGAGUAUGAGUGGUGGUGGUGCUGGCGCCGGUGAUGGAUCUGGGUGCGACAUGGCGGGUGAGUCAAGGAACUCGCCGGAGAAGAAGCCCCUGCGGGGUCUCGGGAAUGCCAAGCAGAGGGCCUCCGGUAUCGCCAUGCAAGCUGCUAAUGAGGCGAAAAAGGCCAACGAGGAUAUGGCAACGGCGGUAAAGGCGGCCGCCGAUAAAAUUAAAAACGAAUAUGCCGACAAGGCGACCGCUGCCGCCAAAGCCGCCGAAGCGGUGCUGGCGGGUAAGGGUCAGUUGCUGGAGCAACUGGAGGCGGAAGUGCGCGAGGGCGAAAUGGUGGUGCAGGAGGAGAAUCAGGAGCUGACCACCGCCGAGACGAACGCCCAGCUGGCCAUGAAGGUCCACCACCUUGGCCAGCAGGAGCUUAAGGUCCUGACCAUGGGUCUGAAAAUGGCCAAAGAAAACCGAGAAAUCUCAGAUCAAGUAUACGCCGUGUGGCAGCAAUCUUUGGCCGACAAAUCCGCUCUUUUGGAGGCUGCCCAACGAAGGGUUGGUGUGCUAAUGCGACAACUAAGCGAAGCUCGGAUAGAUUACGAGAAGACCAAGAAGGCGUCAAAUAAUGCAGCCAGAGCCGCUCAAGAAGCCAAGCAGCGUAUAGCGCAAGCGGAGGCCACUGAAAACUGCGAUCGUGGACGAAUCCGUCGUGCCUGGCGGCUGUGAAAGGAAAUCCACUGAUAUUACACACACAUAUAUUUUACAUAUAAAGAAAACAAGAAAUCGAUUUGAAUUUUAA
Drosophila rhopaloa is the source of this 922-nucleotide messenger RNA. RefSeq lists its product as uncharacterized. Bases 19 to 849 code for a protein of 276 amino acids. The record is from RefSeq and is a predicted model, not a curated record. Lineage: Eukaryota; Metazoa; Arthropoda; Insecta; Diptera; Drosophilidae. The transcript has a single exon.